AUGGCUACUCCGCCGUCUGGCAUACCCGACAGCUCCGUCGAAGCCAAGGACUUCGCAGCUCCCACGACCCUAUCGUCCGACCCUUCCACUGAAUCCGGGGCCUCGCCUCCUGCCUCUCCAAAUGAAUCGGCAAGCAAUACACGAGUGCCUUCGUUAAAAAGCAUACCAGACCAGCAGGGAACCGCACCGAUGUCAUCCUCCUCGACACAUCUGGGCAUGCUACAGAACGCUCGGCGGCCCGCCCCGGGACCUCUCAACACCAGACAAACGAGUUCGACAGGCGGAGGAUUAGAGGCAAAAAUGCGAGCAUUUCAUCUAUCUAGACAAGGCACGCCACCAAGUCGGCCGCAGAUCGGUACGACGAUGACCACAGGCUCAACACCAAGUCCUCCCGCUCUCAACGCCCCGUUGGGAGGCGGGCCAGUUGGUGGUCUUCCCGCUGGGCUGCAGCUACCUCCGAAUAUGCGUCCGGCUGCUCACAACUUCAAUUCGGCUCCAGUAGUGCCAAAAUUACCUGCGAAAGGCGGGUUGAGUGCUAGAAGAGGCAUGAAGCUGCCUGGCGGUCUUCCUGGGUCUCCUUCUCCGACCACCCCUACAAAUGGAGCAAGUGGCCCACCAGCAAAACCUGAGACUGGGUUCACCAAGUUCUCGGAAUAUGUCGAUACCGAAAAUGGAAUUUUGAAGUUUGAUGGACAGGCUACAAUUGACGGCAAAGGCAUCAAAUUUCACGGGGGACAUAACAUCGACAUAUCGUUGGAUGAGGUUGACACCUUAGAUGAGUUAGGCAAGGGCAACUAUGGUACCGUGUACAAGGUUAGACAUGCGAGACCUCGAAUGCGCCGGCCGGGUAUGGGUCUAGCUGGAAACAAAGUAUCUUCUGCGUCCGUUCCCUCUACCCCAGUGUUGGAGGGCGACAGCUCAGAGCUAUCGUCACCAAAGGGUGCAACUACGGGAAUUGUUAUGGCCAUGAAAGAAAUCAGACUGGAACUUGAUGAUGCGAAAUUCCGGCAGAUUAUCAUGGAACUGGAAAUUCUACAUAAGUGUCUGAGUCCAUACAUUAUCGAUUUCUACGGAGCAUUCUUCCAGGAAGGUGCCGUUUACAUUUGCAUAGAGUUCAUGGAUGGUGGAUCGAUUGACAAGAUUUACGGUGACGGCAUUCCCGAAAACAUCCUCCGGAAAAUCACAUACUGCACGACGCAAGGUCUGAGGACCCUAAAAGACGACCACAACAUCAUCCAUAGAGAUGUGAAGCCAACCAAUAUCCUGAUGAACACCAGAGGGCAGAUCAAGAUUUGUGACUUCGGAGUCUCAGGUAACUUAGUUGCAAGUAUCGCCAAGACGAAUAUUGGUUGUCAGUCAUACAUGGCCCCUGAACGGAUUUCGGGUGGUGGAAUGUCACAGGCAGGUGCUCCAGGUGGAGGGACCUAUAGCGUUCAGUCUGAUAUCUGGUCCCUGGGUCUUACUAUCAUUGAAUGUGCGAUGGGUAGAUAUCCUUAUCCUCCAGAAACCUACAACAACAUCUUCUCACAACUUAGUGCAAUUGUCGAUGGUGCUCCUCCAGAUCUCCCUGAAGAGGGCUAUUCGGAGAUGGCUCGCGAUUUCGUUAGCGGCUGUCUCAACAAGAUUCCAAAUUUACGGCCAACCUACAGCAUGCUACUUCAGCAUGGUUGGCUUGCGGAGCUUUCAAAGCCAGCUACAAUUAGCGAGGAGGACGAAGAAGCCGCUGAAGCUGGCGCUAGCGUUGGUGAUAUUCCACUUGCAUCGAGUGGUACCGAGGACGAAGAGGUUGCAGCUUGGGUCAAAAAUGCGAUUGACCGGAAGAAAAAGGGCCUCAUGGGCUUUGGAGUCAAGCCUGCUCUUCAUGCCGCCCCGUUGGACAGCGUCAGCCCGGCUGCGAGUCCACUCCGGUAA
Glarea lozoyensis ATCC 20868 is the source of this 1911-nucleotide messenger RNA. RefSeq names its product Protein kinase-like (PK-like). Gene Ontology annotation, molecular function: MAP kinase kinase activity; ATP binding. Gene Ontology annotation, biological process: cellular hyperosmotic response; MAPK cascade; protein phosphorylation. The record is from RefSeq and is a predicted model, not a curated record. The transcript is spliced from 2 exons. NCBI's taxonomy places the organism in Eukaryota, Fungi, Ascomycota, Leotiomycetes, Helotiales, Helotiaceae. The coding region runs from base 1 to 1911 and encodes 636 amino acids.